Messenger RNA from Opisthorchis viverrini, 297 nucleotides. RefSeq lists its product as hypothetical. The transcript is spliced from 3 exons. The record is from RefSeq and is a predicted model, not a curated record. Lineage: Eukaryota; Metazoa; Platyhelminthes; Trematoda; Opisthorchiida; Opisthorchiidae. Bases 1 to 297 code for a protein of 98 amino acids.
AUGCUCUGUCAUCACGUCCAACGGGUCGGCGUUCGUACAGUGUCCGACGAGCAACAGCACUACCAAAACGCCAAGGUCUCAAGGCAAGCGUUCGAGCUCGUUGUCCAGAAUUUGAUUGGAAACUUGCGAUCGAAGGUAGAGGAAAUGGAACCAUUGUUCGAGAAUAUUCUCCACCACAGUAGUACAUUGAAACAGCCGGUUAUUCACAUCCAGCAAGCGGCUCAAAAGUGGCAUAGGCCAGUAUUCGCUCGGCACGACACGCAAAUCGUACGCCUCAAUUGGAGCGGUGUUGAUUGA